Polyodon spathula (Mississippi paddlefish) is the source of this 4007-nucleotide messenger RNA. RefSeq names its product rho guanine nucleotide exchange factor 1-like. Gene Ontology annotation, biological process: intracellular signal transduction; G protein-coupled receptor signaling pathway. Gene Ontology annotation, molecular function: guanyl-nucleotide exchange factor activity; G protein-coupled receptor binding. The transcript is spliced from 32 exons. NCBI's taxonomy places the organism in Eukaryota, Metazoa, Chordata, Actinopteri, Acipenseriformes, Polyodontidae. Bases 268 to 3330 code for a protein of 1020 amino acids. Gene Ontology annotation, cellular component: cytoplasm. The record is from RefSeq and is a predicted model, not a curated record.
UUGGAAAACGUCUGGGCAAAAAAAAAAAAAAAAACUGCAUUGAGUUUAAAAAUCGAGGGAGUUAAAAAAAAAAAACCCAGGAGGCUUUCCAAUCGGCUACCGGCCCGCGUUCGUGGAUCUUUUAUUAGUUUUAUUAUUCAACAGAAAAUGAGGCUUUUUGAAGCGCGGUGCUGGAGCUAAACAGGAAACCGGUGGCGCUGCCAGAACUAUACUAAGGAACAGUGAUUGACAGUGAGAGACCCCGCCCCUUCCUCCUAUCCCAGCAACAUGGACAGUGAAGACGAGGCUCGUGCCAAUCCAGCAAUGAACAUCAUUGGAGCUGAAGAUGAGUACUUUGAGAACGACAUCGACCCGUCAGUGGAUGACCAGUGCAGUCACUUCCAGAGCAUCGAGCUGCUGAAGGAGAGACCCACACAUCUGCUGGUGUUCCUGCAGCACGUCAUCCUGCAGUUCGACUGCGCACCCCUGCUCUGUUAUCUCCACGCGGAUCUCUUCAGAAAUCUCAACAGCAAAGAGGCCAAGAAGCACUUUGUUGAUUUCUACCACAACUUCCUCGACAAGGGAGCUGUUUUAAGAGUCCAGAUCCCUCAAAAUGUCUCAUUUGAACUGGAUCGCACUCGUCCUGAGUUGUUCUCGGAGGAGCAGCAGAAGAAGUUUGUGCGAGAGGUUCAGACGCUGCAGGCUCAGGAGCUGCUGGUGCAGCUGGACGACUUCAGGCAGAAGAGGAUGAUGGGAAUGACUCCCUGUGAACUGGAGCUGUCGGAGUUGGAGUCGAUCAGGUCAUGUGACCGCGCCAUGCAGGAGGCCAGAGAGCGCGCCAUUGCCGAGCAGCUACUGGAGAAACUGGGAGAGAUCCAACCCUCGAUCUGCAACGAUGAAGACAAGGGAAAAGUCCAAAGAUUUAACUCGUCGAUGUUCAGCGCUGUGGUUUCCUACAUGAAGCACCUGGGAGUGAAGUGCAAGUCCACAGACAGCAAGAAAUCAAGAGGAUUCUUCCGGAAGAAGAUCCCCGGGAUGAAGAAGUUCGAUGAUCAUUCCAAAGGGAGCAACAAGCGCUUUCCCAGCAUCCUGGCCGACACAGCGCGCUGGAUUGGGGGCAGCAAUGUUGAAAACAGAGCUUGUAAAGUAGAGACUGAAGGUGAAAAGGACAGACCGAACUCCGAGCGCAAGAACUCUGCCGGGCUACCCUUCAAACCGGACAGCAGCCAGAAGGGCGGGGGCAAGCCUGUGGGGGUUGCGGAGACUGGCGAGGUGUCGACUGUGACGAUCAGCAUCACCUCCAGUGGAGACAGCAACCUGGUGGACACAGCUCAGGGAAGUUUUCGCCCUGAUGGUUCAGUAGACCCCUCUGAUCAGGGGUGGAAAGGAGGAGCUGUCUGGGAUCCCCCCACCCCCAACGAGACCCCCCCGGAGGAGGGAGCACUGGAGAGCGAGAGCCCCGAGCCAGGGGGGGUGGGUGAGCCCCCGCAGUCCUUUCUGCUUGCCCAGUCUGAGGAGGCUGAGCCGCGUGUUUCGGAGCUGGACCUCGACCCGCCCAACUGGCGUGAGCAGGCCGACCCCGAGCACCUCCUCGGACUGAAGAAAACAGAGGUCAAGCGGCAGGAGGUCAUCAAUGAGCUCUUCAUCACAGAGCACGCUCACGUUCGCAUGCUCAAUGUCUUGCACACCGUGUUCUACCUGCCGCUGGAGAGAGAGAAGAUCAUGAGCCUGGAUGAGCUGACAGCCAUCUUCCCAGGGCUGGAGGACAUCAUCGAAGUGCACAACUCGUUCUACGAGAGCUUGAAGAAGCUGAGGCAGGAGAGCAAUUACAUUGUGAUGCACAUCGGAGAAACUCUGCUGAGCAGGUUCGAUGGCUCGGAGGGCGAGUGGUUUCAGAAGCUGUCUUCACGGUUCUCCAGUCACCAGUCCUACGCUCUCGACCAGAUCAAAGCCCGGCAGAAGAAGGACUCCAAGUUCAACAGCUUCAUUCUGGAGGCCGAGAGCAAUGCUCAGUGUCGUCGCCUGCAGCUUAAAGACAUCAUCCCCAUCGAGAUGCAGAGACUGACCAAGUACCCUCUGUUGCUGGAGAACAUUGCCAAGUGCACAGAUGAGCCAGAGGAGAAGUCAAAGAUCCAGCAGGCUGCAGAGUGCUGCCGCAAGAUCCUGAAUCGUGUGAACCAGACCGUGAGAGAGAUGGAGAACCUGCUGCGUCUGAAUGAUUACCAGCGACGUCUGGACCUGUCAAGUCUCAAGCAGAGCAAUGACCCACUGCUAGCAGAGUUCAAGAACGUGGACCUGACUCAGAGACACAUGAUCCACGAGGGGGCGCUCACGUGGAGAGUCACAAAGGAGAAGUCAGUCGAUGUGCAGGUCCUGCUGCUCAGUGAUAUCCUGGUCUUGCUGCAGAAGCAGGAUGAUAAGAUGCUUCUGAAGUGCCAGAGUAAGAGUGGCUCGGUGGCGCAGGACGGGAAGCAGGUGCUGAGUCCCAUCAUCAAGCUGAACUCUGUGUUCUGUCGUGAGGUCGCCACGGAUCACAAGGCGUUCUAUGUGAUCUUCACCUGGGAUUCUGGGGCUCAGAUCUAUGAGCUGGUGGCGCAGACCGUGUCAGAGCGCAAGAACUGGGGGGAGCUCAUUAAGAAUACAGUGGAAGAUUUGAAGAGAUCUGGACUGAGCGCCCCUCAAGACAGGAGAGUAUCCAGGACAGCGGUCCUGCCCACCAGCCCCUCAUACAUCAGCCCUCGCUCUCCCCUCAGCCUCUCUGAGAAUGGGAGCUCUGUCAAAGACCCCGAGGGACCCCUACAUCAUUCAGACAAGGAGAAGGACUCUCUCUCUGAGAAGGCGGGGAAUGCAGCUCAUUUGCUGGUGGAGUUUCUCACAGCCAAUGGCAUCGACCCGUACGGCAUGACCCACGCCCCUCAGGAGAAGGUGGCUAAUGAGGCGCUGCAGGAAGUCCUCUCGUUGAAGAGGAUGCUGGUCGGCAGUAUCUGCCUCUCGGAGGAAGUGGCUCUGCCCCCGGGUACCCAGCAUACACCCAGCCCGGAGGAUGAAGGGAGCGAGAAAGGGAGCGAGGGGAGGGGUGAAGAGGAGGAGGCUGCAGAGAAUGGGAGGAGAGAGGAGGAGUGUGGCAGUCAGUCAGCAGGUGGAGCCCCAGCUGACAGUGAGCCAGACGGAGGAGAAGGGGAGGAGUCUGUCAGCACCCCUCUCAUCCUGUCGCACGACCAGGCGCAGGAAGUGAGGCGGCGCGUGACGAGUCUGGAGAGGCAGCUUCAACAGCUCAAGAUUGUCGAGGAGGAGUAUCACAGAUUGCAGGACGGUCUCUCCAAGUUCGCCAUGUCCCAGCACAGCUACUGAGGAGCAAGAAGCAGGGAGAGGUUGAAGUGCGAGAGGCAUGGGUGAUUGAUUAGUAGUGCCUGGACCCACACAUUGAGCUUCCCCAGACCCCUCGCACUCCAUCCGUUUCUCUGUGCUCAACUCUGCUGCCUUGAAUUGAAGUGCUGCCUUGGUGUCUGGUCGCAAAGAGAGAGAGAAGAAAGACAAUGAGAGGAGAGGAAGAAAGCGAACAAGUGAGAGAACGACAGAAAGGAGAGGAAGAAUGAGAAUGGUGUUAAUGAGAAAGGAAAAAGGAGCUGAAGAGAGGGAUUUUGAAGCAAUUAAAAUGAGAAGAUGCAUGUUUGAGUGAUAGGGUGUGAGGGAGUUGUGAGUGUGCAAAUUACAGGCUUGCAUACACUGUGAGCUUGAGCAUUGUGUGUGUGUGUGUGUGAGAGACGGAGGGAGGGAGAUUUCAAAGCCAAAAUUUCACAACAAAGGGGAAAGUUACAACGAAGGGAAAUGAUUUUGUUUUCUGAAAAGAGAACCAAAUUUGAGGCCAAAAAAACUACCUUGCACAUAACCCCUCCCCUUUCCACAAUAACCCCUCCCCAUUCAAUUUCCAGUAUGACCCCACCCCUUCCCGUUAUAGCCCCUCCCUGUUCCAUUCUAAUACUCUCCCCUUCGCAUUAUACCCCCCCCCCCUUCCCGUUCCUAAACUA